Clupea harengus (Atlantic herring) is the source of this 7017-nucleotide messenger RNA. It is a transcript of the gene slc45a4a, whose product is annotated as solute carrier family 45 member 4a. Gene Ontology annotation, cellular component: membrane. Gene Ontology annotation, molecular function: sucrose:proton symporter activity. Gene Ontology annotation, biological process: transmembrane transport. Lineage: Eukaryota; Metazoa; Chordata; Actinopteri; Clupeiformes; Clupeidae. The record is from RefSeq and is a predicted model, not a curated record.
AUUAAAACCAUUGGCUUGACUGCAAGACGUCCCAGAGGAUUCCGUCAAUGCACCAAAACAAAAUACCUUGCAGGGGAGUUUAACGCCAAAACACAUCCACUACCGUCUCACAGCCGUUUGUUUGUACAGCGGAGAGACGUAUCGGGGUGCCAAGUCUGCUGCCGCGUCGUUCCAGCGGGCUCACGAGCGCACCCAUCUUUACAAGCACUGCUGUCGCACGCAGUCAGGAGAGAUUUAUGAAGCUUUCAAGGCCUUUUGAUUGAUCGGCCGCUCGAUGGGGAUUCACAGAGGAGCUUUCACCUGUGCAGCCUGCCCUCCGCCCCGCCACCUCUCCUCCCGCUACAGCACUUCUUCCAUACAAAUCAUGAAACUGGUAUUAACUGAAUGGCAAUCUAUAUGGAUUUUUACUAAUUCCAGUAGACAAUAAAUACCCACUCCACCCUGCCCCCCCUCACACACACACUCACUCACUCACACACACACACACACACACACACACACAAACACAAACACACACUCAUACCCAUACAUACACACACACAUAUAUAUCUCACAUACACAUGCAUAUGCAUGCUAAAGCUUAAAGGGAGUGACCUCAUGACAAAGCCAUAUCCAGGCGAACGCCACAAUACCAAAUAACCCCUCAACGCUGGUGGAGCAUUCUUGAAAAAAGAAGCAAACAAACAAAAACAAAACAGGUCAAAGCACACGAGGAAUGUAUCUUUGAGAGUUUUUCCCUCCUUUUUAUUUUCACUCAUCGUUGGAUUCCCUUGGUAACGCAGUGAAGAAGACGCUAUUGACGAUUGGAUGACACAGGGAGGUUUUGUUCUCGAGGAAAACCAUUGUUUGUAAGUUUUCUUAGUUUUACUUUUUUCCGAAACAAACAAACAAAAACAAAACACUUUUUCAUCUUCGGUUGUCUGCUGAAGAGGCCUGACGGUGCACCCUUGGCUUGGCCGUGUGCAUGCCGGCGACCAUGGCGCCACAGAACACUGACGCCGACGCAAUGCAAGUGCAGGGCGUGGUGGUGGUCCCCACCAAAACCAGCGGGGGACUGGAGAACGGCAAAGGUGGAAAUGGUAGCAAAGGAGGAGGUGGAGGAACUGGAGGACGAUCUGGAGGAGGAGGUGGCAAGGACAUGGAGGGCCAAGAGGAGUCGCCGAGCGAGGGCUCUAUAGACCGCAUUCCGCUUCGGAAGUGGAUCAUGCACGGGGCGGUCAUGUUCGGACGAGAGUUCUGCUAUGCCAUGGAAACGGCACUAGUCACGCCCGUCCUGUUGCAAAUAGGUCUUCCAGAACAAUACUACAGCCUGACAUGGUUCCUGAGUCCAGUCCUGGGUCUGAUCUUCACGCCGCUGAUUGGCUCGGCCAGCGACCGCUGCACACUACGCUGGGGCCGCCGUCGCCCCUUCAUCUUGGCGCUGUGCGUGGGCGUGCUCUUGGGUGUGGCGCUCUUCCUCAACGGCUCGCUCAUAGGUCUCGCCAUAGGCGACGUGCCGAACGAACAGCCCAUCGGGAUCGUGCUGACCGUGCUGGGGGUGGUGGUGCUGGACUUCUGCGCCGACGCCACGGAAGGUCCUAUACGAGCCUACCUGCUGGACGUGGCGGACACGGAGGAGCAGGACAUGGCCCUCAACAUACACGCCUUCUCCUCAGGUCUUGGCGGAGCUGUGGGUUACGCGCUGGGCGGCCUGGACUGGACUCACACCUUCCUGGGCCAAAUCUUCAAAUCCCAGGAGCAGAUCUUGUUCGUGUUUGCGGCGGUGCUCUUCACCGGGUCUGUGGCGCUGCACCUGUGCAGCAUUGAGGAGCUGCGGUACAGCCCGCAGCAAGGACCGCCUGGACGAGGAGGGCGACACGCUCUCCUCCGUCAAGCUCAACGGCAGCCUGGCUCAGCACGGCCAGCCCCACCUGCAGCUGCUGGAGGACGAGGAGGACGCCAACCUGUCGACGAGGAGGACGAGCGCGACGAGCUGGACAUGGAGUUCCUGGACGUGGAGAUGGUGCGGUGCAAGAGCGACUCGGUGCUGGCCAUGGCCGACGCCACGCUGGACCACAUGGACCACGACGCGUCCUUCCUGCGCCAGAUCGAGCCAUCCAUCUUCCACGACCGGCUGUCGUCGUACCACGGCUCGCCACCGCGGCGCAGCAGCAGCGCCGGCAGCCAGGACUUCCUGCGCGGGGGGAGCGGUGCCGGCGGUGGUGGAGGAGGGGGGGGUACGGCCCGUUUCAGCCGCCUGUCGGCGUUCCUCCAGGAGCUCGAGCGCGAGGGCGGCGAGGAGGAGCUGCUCAACAACCAGCUGGACGAGUCGUCCAAAUCGCCCAACGGCCACGCACCCCUCAACGGCAUCGGCGCCAACGGGCGUCCGCGCUCCGGCCCUGGCACGAAAGCGUCGAGCGCCAACGCCUCCAUACGCCGGCGCCGUCACACCUUCUACCGCCAGCCGUCCUGCACCUUCUCCUACUACGGGCGCGUGGGCUCGCACCGCUACCGCUACCGACGGGCCAACGCCGCCUUCCUCAUCAAGCCAUCGCGCAGCAUGAACGACAUCUACGAGAUGCAGAAGCGGCAAAAACGACCGGGCGGCGGCGCUGGCACCGUGGAGCGGCAGCGCGCGCGCCACCAGAGCGGCAACACCAACACCAGCGGCGACACGGAGAGCGAGGAGGGAGAGACGGAGACCACCGUGCGGCUGCUGUGGCUGUCCAUGCUGAAGAUGCCACGCGAGCUGAUGCGACUCUGCAUCUGCCACCUGCUCACCUGGUUCUCCAUCAUCGCCGAGGCCGUGUUCUACACCGACUUCAUGGGCCAAGUCAUCUACGAGGGAGACCCCACGGCUGCUGCCAACUCUACAGCUCUGCUUAACUAUCAUAAAGGAGUUCAGAUGGGCUGCUGGGGUCUGGUGAUCUAUGCUGCCACAGCUGCCCUCUGCUCAGCUUUACUCCAGAAGUACCUGGACAACUUUGACCUCAGCAUCAAGGUCAUCUACAUCCUGGGUACUCUGGGCUUCUCCAUUGGCACGGCCGUCAUGUCCAUCUUCCCCAACGUCUACGUCGCCAUGGUGAUGAUAAGCAGCAUGGGUGUCAUCUCCAUGAGCAUCUCCUACUGCCCGUAUGCCCUGCUAGGCCAGUACCACGAAAUCAAAGAGUACAUCCACCACAGUCCAGGCAACUCCAAGCGUGGCUUUGGCAUCGACUGCGCCAUCCUGUCGUGCCAGGUGUACAUCUCGCAGAUUCUGGUGGCCUCGGCGCUGGGCGCGACCGUGGAAGCGGUGGGCAGCGUGCGGGUCAUCCCCAUGGUGGCGUCCGGCGGAUCCUUCCUGGGCUUCCUCACCGCGUGCUUCCUGGUCAUCUACCCGCAGGACGGCGACACGCACGGCAGCAAGGGCGAGCAGACCAAAGCGCUGACCUCCGCCUCAGCGACCUCGUCCCUGGAAGGUCACCAGGUCGUGGAGAAGCCCAGUGUUCUUAAGCUGACGCGCAAGGGUGCCACCACCACCACAUGCAAAGUGGAGUGCGAGUCCACCCUGUGACUGCAUACAAGAUAAGAGAAAUCACAGGAAAACAGACUAGCAACCGGAAACUAAACGCAACUUAAUGCAACGCAAUGCAACACAACACUCCUUAGGCAUUGUGAUGAGCAACACAGACAUGCACACAAACCUAUAAGGCGUAUCCAAUGAGGCGAAAACAUUCCCAUCAGUGCUCAACGCCCUCCUAUCUCAUUUUCUUGCAUGCGUCCAGGAGAGCGAGAGUGAGAGAGAAGAAGAUCGGAGGAGGAGGAGGAGGAAGAGAACUUGAAACAAGACACAAAUUUUUUUUUUGCGAUUUCUUCGUGUCGUCCUCAGUGUAUUUUUGUUUUGUUUUUUGUGUGUGCGUGUUUUUUUUUCUAGCUUGCGGGCCUGGCCUGGCCUGGCCGGUCUCAGGGCUGUGGUGUGGAGCGGGCACUCGCCCGUCUCUCCCUCUCAGGGCCACCAGGGGGCGUCUCUGGACUGGACACAUCAGGGGACAUGGGGAAGUGUAUUCAGGACGGUGUGGAGGGACUCUGUGAAAGACCCAUACCUUUCUGACUUACUUUUACCCCAAUGUAAAGAUGAAGGAAACUUUAAACAAAACAAAAAAUGUCUCUGGAGAUAUUUACUUUGAAUAUACAUAUAUAGAUAUAUAUACAAAAACACACAAACAUAUAUAUUUUCCCUUAAGUUAUUAUAUUUAGCAUUUUCUUUUCUUGUUUGACCUAAUGUCUCAGACUGGAGACUUUGCAGUUACCAAAAGUUGCCCAGUAUGACGACGAAAAUGUUUUACAUUUUGGACUUAAGACUUGUAGACUUCACAUGGCUUUAUUUGAAAACACGAGAAAGCUGGUGUGUUGAGGUGCAUGUUUAGUCAGGAGAAUGCUCUAAAAUUUGGACGCAGAGUUAAGGAUCAUUCCCCGAGUUGGUCGUUGAAGUGCUCAAUUUGAACUUGUAGAAUUGCAUUGUGACACUUACCUGUGUGGGUUACCUUGGACUUUCUGGCACUGUCUCUACGUGUCAAUCUGGUCUUUGUUUUAGCCAGAUGUUAGCCCACACACCAUCCCCGACAUUCAACCUUUCUGCGCGAAUCCUGACGUUGCCACCUCAAGGGCAUUAGAUCUCACAGUGGUCGAAACACUUUUUAGAAUCCAUAUAACAAAAAAAAUCUCAAUGCUGCAUCAGAGUACUAGAGUAAUAGCCUAUACCAAAUGGAGGAGAAGGAACAGGAAUGAGAAGUGGAGCCCUUCUCGAAAAAGGACAUUUAGUUUUUUGUUUCACGGCUUCCUUCGUUCUCGUUUCUUUCAUUUUUCGUAGUUGGCUGUUGUCUCUCGACACAAGGUCAGUGCUCUAGCUGGAUGUUACUUCAGAGAUGUUUAUAUCCGGGUGUGCCUACGCUUGGAGGUGACUGGGGGGGGGGGGGCGGGGGGAGGGAGGGAGAGGCUGAUGGUGCCUGUUGCUGGCAGCACUUUUGUGGCAGAACUUGAACUGUGCAGGAAUUAGCAUUAAGAAAAAUGUAGCCGUUUGUGUUUUUUUUAAUCUGUAUCCUUUUUCUUGUCCCUUAUCUGUCCUCCAGACACAUCUCCUCUCUCGUUUGUUUCUGACGAAUGAAAAACAAAAAGUAUUGAGUCCGGAGUUACGUCCUCUCACUAGUCUGUUUACAUUUGCACCUAGUUGCUGCACGAGUAAUAACUACUCUAAUCAAAGCAUUGUUUUCUCACCCCUGGGUGACAUUUGUAUUUUAUUUUUUUUUCCGAAAAUCCCCUCCACGAACUCAUACAUCUCUUCCACACAAGUCUUCUCCUUGAUUCAAUCUCUGUUUCACACUUGCAUUUGCACAGCUCAAGACAGGGACAAGGACUAUGGUAAAGACCCAUAGCUGUGGCCUAAUAGUUCUCUGUAGUGAGAAAUCGUUGUAUGUUUGGUUGUUUGGGGGAAUAUCGUUCUGUGCCCUAAAAGAGCCUAGAACUUUUUUUCUUCAAAGGUCACAGGGCAGACUAGGGCCCUUUUAGUUCUAAUUCCUUUCCUUUUUAUCUCAACGCUAUCAGUCGAGGUCUAAUGUUACCACAGGUAUAUAUUUUUUUCUACAAAAUGGUUUCCAUUUUAUGUUCCUCAUGAGGGCAAUACUUCUGUUCCAUAGAAGUAGAUUUAUUCAAGGCUAACCUCCAUGGAGGCGAAAGGCAGACAUACGCCGAAGUACAUUUUCAGAAUGUCUCAGAGAAGCCAAACUUCAAGCAACCGACAACACACACACACACACACAGACAAACACACACAAAAAAUUCCUUUCUGACAAAUCAGGCAAAUAAUCAGUUGCAAUAAUGCUAUCUGCCUCAGUAAUGGUGAUUUGUUUUAUGACACUGGGGUGAAAAAAUUGUCAUGCAUGAAUGGUUGUUGGUAUAUUCUAGUUCUAUAUUCAAGUUUUUUUUGAGAACAGCUGUCUUUCUUUAAAUACUUGAAGUGCAAACUGAGUGUUUCUGAGACGCAGUGGAGUGUGUGUUCAGCUCCAAACCUCUCGCUGCAGAUGGCAGAAUGUUGACAUGGAGUGAUUUUGAGUUGGGCCUUGCUUGGGGGGGGGGGGGGGGGGAGUAGGUCUUUUGAUUCCAUCAGGUGACAAUGUCAAGUACUGAAUGUAAUAUUUGUUUGUUUUUCUUUGUGUUACGAGCAGAAGAUCUGACAUUGCACAGAACUUGCACAUACAGAGUUUUAGAAAAUCAUCUUGCAAAAGAAAAAAAGAACUGAACUGUGGAUAUUUAUUUUUUGACCUCUUGUUAAAUGGACACUUCAACGUUUAAUUUAAAAUAUAUAUAUAUAUAUAUAUAUAUAUAUAUUUACAGAGAGAUAUAUUUACAGUAGAAUUAAUGCAAGGGAUGUGGAUUGAUGAUGACUGGAAUACAAUUCUGAGUGAGUGUGUGUGUGUGUGUGUGUGUCAGUAACUGUGUGAUCAUCACACAGUGCUUGUGUGUUUGUGUGUGUGUGUGUGAGCGCAGGCGAUAAAAAUCACACCUCAAUUUUCCCUUUUCCCACAUCUCUAUAGUCUGUCUGGUUUACAAAUCACAUUUUAGAUCCCACUGCGGAAAAUUCAUUUCUUUAACAGACUCGUAUUAAAAGUUUGCUUUUUUUUCCAGUUCUUUUAUUAAUCAUAGGAAAAUUGAACUGUCUCACGUUUUCACUGACAAAUUAUGUUACGCAUUUUUGAGUCUUAGACAAAAAUGGGAGUCGCAAGUUUUCUCUUGAGGAAAUGACAUGGAUGUUACUUCAAAAAAUAUAUAUAUAUAUGAAUGGGGAAAUACAGAUAUUUGCAGUGUACUAUAUGCCUUGUUAUUUUAAGUUGUAAAUAUCCAUUUAAAUAGUUUCUUUUGCUGCUAUUAAAAAGCUGAUUAUUUUAUAUUAGGAUUUUUUUUCUAUAAGACAUGUAUAUAAAGUCUGUACAUUGCUUGAGCCUUCUAAUAUAGAAACAUUGAAAAACACUGUAUUGAAUGCACCUUUAAAGAAUCUUAACCAAA